AUGGAGAAGGUCCAACACAUGACCCGCUCCGCUCUGAGGAGAGCCUCAACUAUUGAGGUCAACCCACAAGCACGCCAAAGGCUCCAAGAGCUCUUUGUGAAUUUCUGCCUGAUUCUAAUUUGCCUCUUGCUGAUCUGUAUCAUAGUGAUGCUUCUCUGA
Messenger RNA from Agelaius phoeniceus (red-winged blackbird), 159 nucleotides. The record is from RefSeq and is a predicted model, not a curated record. NCBI's taxonomy places the organism in Eukaryota, Metazoa, Chordata, Aves, Passeriformes, Icteridae.